ACCCCACUAAAGUCCACCACCACCUGUAAAAAUUCACUGUGAAUUUUCGAAAACACUGGUCCACCUAAAUUUUGCCCCUCAAUCGGUCGCUUGUUUCCCUUCCUUGACCAGAUCAGUGACAACUCCACGGCCGCACACCCGCUUCCUACAUCCUACAAUCUACCCCGGGCUGUGGCUCUGAUACUCGUGGUCGUCUAACGGGAUACCGAACAACGACUAUAUCGGAUAUCUCGACAGCUAAACAGCAAACGUACCCCGCGACCGACUGACGAAGCCUGCCAACAUGUCUCGGUUCUUCCGUAGCGGCGACGACAGCUCCAGCGAGAGCAGCUCCGACGAGGAGGAGCUCUACUCCGAGGAGGAGGAAGAGGAGAAGGACGUAGAUGAAUCCGAAGAAGAAGAAUCCGAGGAGGAUGAGGAGGAGGAUGAGUCUGACGAGGAGAGUAGCGACGAUGAGGGAGUCAAGAAGACCGGUGCCUCGCGGUUCUUGCGCGGCGAGUCGUCCGAAAGCGAGGACAGCGACGAGGAUCAACCAAAGACCGUAAAGAGUGCCAAAGACAAACGGUUCGCUGAGCUCGAGGCCACUAUCGAUGCCAUCGAAAAGAAGCAAAAGAUCAGCGACUGGGGUGCCGUAUCAAAUGAGUUUGACAAACUCAACCGUCAGGCCUCCAAGAUGAUCGAUGGCGGCCAGGUUCCCAAGCUCUACAUCAAGGCCAUUGUCGAACUCGAAGAUGCAAUGAAUGAAACCAUCUCGAAACAGAAGGUCACUCCAAAGAAGAUGAAUGCCAUCAGUGCCCGUGGUCUCAACGCCGUCAAACAAAAGAUCAAGAAACUCAAGCAAGACCACCAAACUGAAGUUGAUCGAUAUCGGGAUGACCCACUCGAUUUCCUCGCUUCCGACGAGGAAGAAGAGGAAGUCGUCGCCCCGAAGCCCAAGAAAACAAAAGCCGAGGCCUACACAGAACAGGUUGAACAACAACAAGACGACGAUGGCUUCGAGACCGUCACCAAGGGUGGUCGCACCUUGCAGUUCACGCCCGAAAGCAUCUUCAAACAUUUACGGACUAUCUUGGAGUCUCGUGGAAAGAAGAACACCGACAGGCUCGAGCAGAUACGCAUCAUGGAGAAGUUGCAUGCUGUAGCCAACACACCCUACCAGACUAUCCGUGUUCUUUUGACCCUUGUAUCUGCCAGGUUCGAUCUCGGAACAGGCACAUCUAAUGCUAUGCCUUUAGAGCAAUGGAAAUCUGCUGAGAAGGAGCUCUCAACCUUGUUCGAAGUGCUUGAGAAGAACCGAGACCACAUUGUUCUUGAGAAUGCCGAGGAGUGGGAAGAUGACGAGAAGCCACCCACAAUACAGCCAGGAGAGAAAUAUAUCAAGAUUCCAGGAAGCGUGGUAUCGUAUGUCGAGCGCCUAGACGAUGAGCUUACCCGCUCGUUGCAAAACAUUGAUCCCCACACCUCGGAAUACAUUGAGCGCCUGACGGACGAGGGUGCUUUGUACAAUGUCAUCUUCCGCGGUCUACUCUAUUACGAGACCCUUCGCAAAGAUUCCUCUCUGCAAAUUUCUCAGGACAGCCUGAACCGGGUCCUCAUGCGAAGGUUAGAGCACGUCUACUUCAAACCUGCCCAAGUAGUCAAGAUUCUCGAAGAGAAUGCCUGGAAACCCGUGCCCGCUGACGUCGAGUCCGUCAUCACCCCAAGAGGUAGCAUCACGGAUGCCACGCAGCUGCUUAACGUGCUCUGCAACUACCUUUUCAUUAACAGCGAGGGCAUUAUCCGUGCUCGUGCCAUGCUUUGCCAGAUCUACUUCCUUGCCUUACAUGAUGAAUAUUACAAGGCUCGCGACAUGAUGCUGAUGUCACAUUUGCAAGAGACAAUCAACAGCUUCGAUGUGCAAACUCAAAUCCUCUACAACCGCACUCUCGUACAGGUUGGUCUAUGUGCAUUCCGCAAGGGUCUCGUGUACGACGCACAGAAUACACUUCAAGAAAUUUGUGGUAGUGGCCGACAAAAGGAGCUUCUGGCCCAGGGUGUCAUGAUUCAGCGGUUUGCUCAAGUUUCACCAGAACAAGAACGCCUUGAGAAGCAAAGGCAACUCCCCUUCCACAUGCACAUCAACCUCGAGCUUCUAGAGUGUGUCUAUUUAACAUGCAGCAUGCUGCUUGAGAUUCCUCUCCUAGCUCAGACGGGCUCCUCCCCAGAUAUCAAGAAGCGUGUCAUCAGUAAGACAUAUCGACGUAUGCUCGAAUACCACGAACGGCAAAUAUUCACUGGCCCACCUGAAAACACGCGCGACCACGUCAUGCAAGCAUCCAGGGCGCUAGCCGCCGGAGAGUGGAAGAAGGCUAUUGAUUUUAUUCACAGCAUCAAGAUCUGGGAUUUAAUGCCAAACACGGAUGAGAUCAAAGUCAUGCUUUCUAAACAGAUCCAGGAGGAAGGCCUGCGAACAUACCUAUUCACAUACGCGCCCUUCUACGACACCCUUGCCGUUUCUACCUUGUCGUCGAUGUUUGAGCUAGAUGACCGCAAGGUUGCCUCCAUCGUCAGCAAGAUGAUCAGCCACGAAGAAUUGGCUGCUGCUCUCGACCAGGUCACCUCGACGGUCAUCUUCCGGAAGGGAGUUGAGCUCUCGCGCCUUCAAAGUCUGGCCCUCACAUUGUCAGACAAGGCUGCGGCCCUUAUCGAGACCAAUGAGCGAACGCUCGAGCAACGGACACAAGGCACAGCUAAUGCCUUCGACAGGAGAGGUGGACAAAACCAGCGGGGUGGUCGUGGGGGGGGCCAAAAGACAGGCCGUGGCGGCGCCAGGACAGGUGGGACGGGACAGAGACAAGCUGGCGGAACGCAAUUUACGGGAGGUGUGCUCGGUGGCGCUGUUCGAGGUUAAACGAAUCAUGGGCGUACUUUCUGUGCUUUUCCGUCUCUUUUGUAUCUCGUGUGCAUAUGGCCCAGGUUGCCUUUCGGUGAAAAAGUCUCGUCGGCAAUGGGCCGGUCUGGGGCUAAUCGGACGGUAUGAGUAGCAUAACUACCAAGGGAAUGAAAAUGAUUUGAUCAUAACAUUUUUAAGUUCACAUGUUGAAUGAACAUUGAUA
Molecule: messenger RNA, 3095 nt
Organism: Xylaria bambusicola
Lineage: Eukaryota; Fungi; Ascomycota; Sordariomycetes; Xylariales; Xylariaceae
Product: eukaryotic translation initiation factor 3 subunit 8 N-terminus-domain-containing protein
Exons: 2
Coding region: 284-2890 (868 amino acids)
Biological process (GO): translational initiation
Cellular component (GO): eukaryotic translation initiation factor 3 complex
Molecular function (GO): translation initiation factor binding; translation initiation factor activity; RNA binding
Source: RefSeq, a predicted model, not a curated record